AUGCUCUGCUACAAGUAUAGAUACUUGACGAAUUAUUUUGCUCAGGUCAAACGCUUCAAAGCUGUCGGCUUCACGGCGGCCGCAGUAAAUGCGGACACAUGGUGCCCGCAACUUCGUCAAGACCUUGUUGACGAGAAGUUCCGUGCCAUAUUUGCGUCUCCUGAAAUGCUGCUCGAGCACCAGGGCUUCUCAAAACUCAUGCGGACGCCGAGCUUCACCGACAACGUCUUGUGCAUCGCCAUCGACGAAGCGCAUACGAUCACGCUCUGGGGUGGCGAUUUUCGCAAGCAGUUCGCUGAGCUCGAACGUCUCCGCUCUUAUGCUCCUCUGUCUGUGCCCGUUCUGGCGACCUCGGCAACCAUGACACCGGCUGUACUCGAGGACGUGCAGAAAAAGCUUCGCUUUCGCCCAGAAUACAGCGCCGUCGUGAAUCUUGGCAACGACAGACCUAACAUAACUCCAAUUAUCAUUCGCACAAAGUACGAGACCACGAAGGGCGAGGAACUCCUUCGCACGAUCAUCUUCGUGAAGACCCGUGAUAUGGCGCGAAACGUUUGGGAACGCCUCUUCGAGAAGCUCCCCGACCACCUUAAGAGCCAAAUAAACUUCAUGCAUGCCGGGCGACAUCGGCGGACGAAGCGAUGGGUCAUGGACCAGUUCCGCCAAGGUCACAUCAAGAUUCUCGUUGCGACCGAAGUCGCAGGCAUGGGCUUAGAUAUACCGGACAUCGUCCGUAUCGUCCAGUUCAUGGUCCCCAGAACUCUGAACGAAUGGAUCCAGCACCUCGGACGUGCAGGCCGUGGUGGGGAACCGGCAAUAGUGAUCCUCCUUGUCGAACCGACAGCCUUCCAGACACGCAAGAAGCCAAAGCCCAAGAAGGAUGACGAUCGGCAGCCUCGGGCUCGCAAGCGAAAGGACAUUAAGUAUGAAGAGGUUGAGGUCACCAUUCCGCAGAAGCGUGCGCUCGACAAUGGCGAGGACAGCGACGACUCAGAGCGGGACGACGAUGCGGGCGGGGAGGACGUAGUGCCUAUUCCUGGCACUUCUGCCGACAGCCCUUUGGAGAUCGAUGGCGAAGACGAUACGCAGCCAGGUGGAAUUAGCGAGGAGACGCAGGCUGGCGACAAGUACCAGCGAGGUCAAGAUAGACAGGACAACCUGCAGAAUAGUCAGGAGAGCCGCGGCGACCAGGAGGAUGGUCAGCAACUUAUCAGUGAUGACGAGAUGGUGAACGGUAACGAUAAGACUGUUGACAACGACGUCGACAUCGACGAAGGGGCUCCCGACCGCGAUGAAGAGACUUCGGAAGAUGACGACGAUGUGUCUCAAGAUCCAGAGGACUCACCCAGCUGCACGAUUGAGAUCAGCGGCGACAUGGAAUACCGCAAAAGCUCGAGCCCAGCUCCACGAUGCCGGCGCGCGGUCGCCGAUCGCUACUACAACAACCCACCUCAACAGCACGCAUUGACGGCCCCAUGUUGUGACCUAUGCGUCCUUGAGCUUGAACGCAAAGAUCCUACUUCUCUAGACAACGCACAUCGCAAGGUGUUCAACACUAUCCGGUAUCUUCAGGAUUUCAACACAGUCAAAGCUACACCUCCUGCUCCGAAGCAGCGCAAACCAGACGGAUUCGGUAGCCGACGUGGCGAACGGUACAAGGCGAGUCUCAAGCUCCUCCAGGAGUGGCGCGACCGGUGCUGGACACGGGAAUAUGAAGACUGCAUCUGGGGUCCAGACGUCCUUCUCCCUGACAAGAUCUUGAAAACAUUAGCACGACUUGGGCAUCUCUUGACCGUCGACGACAUCACGAAGGAGAUACCCUCUUGGUCUUUCGCCGACAACCAUGGACAAGAAGUUCUCGACUUGCUCCUGCCUUUUGAUGAGGAAUAUCGAGUGAA
Phanerochaete carnosa HHB-10118-sp is the source of this 1898-nucleotide messenger RNA. RefSeq lists its product as uncharacterized. The transcript has 6 exons. The annotation marks the transcript as partial. Gene Ontology annotation, biological process: double-strand break repair via homologous recombination. Gene Ontology annotation, cellular component: nucleus; chromosome; cytoplasm. Gene Ontology annotation, molecular function: four-way junction helicase activity; nucleic acid binding; ATP binding. The record is from RefSeq and is a predicted model, not a curated record. Lineage: Eukaryota; Fungi; Basidiomycota; Agaricomycetes; Polyporales; Phanerochaetaceae.